Molecule: messenger RNA, 5058 nt
Organism: Corythoichthys intestinalis (scribbled pipefish)
Lineage: Eukaryota; Metazoa; Chordata; Actinopteri; Syngnathiformes; Syngnathidae
Gene: pdgfrb
Product: platelet-derived growth factor receptor, beta polypeptide
Exons: 23
Coding region: 562-3855 (1097 amino acids)
Biological process (GO): angiogenesis; positive regulation of kinase activity; protein phosphorylation
Cellular component (GO): signaling receptor complex; plasma membrane
Molecular function (GO): ATP binding; platelet-derived growth factor beta-receptor activity; platelet-derived growth factor binding
Source: RefSeq, a predicted model, not a curated record
UGACAGUUGCACAGAAUCCAGUCUGUAUUUUUUUGUAGCUCUCUCUCUCUUAAUCUGCUUCUUUUACUUUUGAAACUUCCCUCUCUUGCUCUUAACUCCACUCCCCCCAUCGCAGCAACCUCCCUCCUCCUCCUCCCCUGCUUCUUCUAGCUCCAGCAGGUCCGGACCACUGACACUCUCCCCUCUCGUGUGAAAGAGUCUGGGAAAAAGGUUGUACGUGUCUAUCUCCAUUGAGAACUUUUUUUCUUCUUUUUUACUCUUUGUGACAGCGGAGAGGAGCACCCCCACCCAUGUUGCUGUGAUUUGACUAUCUAAACAGCCCGCUUCAGAGGCAUCCAUCCUCUAGGAGACUCCCAGGACAGCGGGGAUUAACCUCCCAGCCCCUUCGGACUCUGAACAUCUGAAACAUCCCCACAUCUGAAUCAGCAGUCACAUUUGAGAAGAGUAGCUGGAAGUCUCUCCUCCUAUUUCAAGAGCAGGAGGAGAACAAGGAGACCACAUCUGGAUACAGAGCGAGGAAAAGCAGAGACUCAUCUGUAUUUGAAAGUGAGCAGUUUUACUAUGAGGAGUGUGACCGUCUUCACCCUCCAUUUGACAGUCACAGUUCUCCUGUGUCUCUACGGGGACGUGAGCUGCCUGGAGGUGACACCGCGUGACGGCGAACUCGUCCUGGCCGAGGGCUCCUCUCUCACACUCACCUGCUCUGGAUCGGGGACCACUACCUGGGAGUUCAAGAGGGACGAUGUUCCUUAUUUCCAGGUUGAACUAGGCCUUCGUGGUAUGCAGAGCUACCAAAUAGUGCAAAAUGGCGCAAACUCUAGCACUUUGAGCCUGUGGAAUGUAAGCUGGAAACACACCGGCGUGUAUCUGUGCACUGAUCGAUAUAAUGGAGAAAAGAAGGAAGUGAACGUGUUUGUCCCAGAUCCUGAAGUAUGGUUCGUGGAGAGCGCUCAUGGCAUGCUAACCAAGACCAGUGAGCUUACCACCAUCCCCUGUGUGGUCACCAACCCGAAGAUCAAUGUCUCCCUCUAUGAAAAGCACACUGACCUGCCAGUAAAGGGGCUCUACGUUCCGAGUGAGGGCUACACUGCAGCCCUAGAGGAUAGGACGUAUGUUUGUCGCGGGGAAAUGAAUGGAGAAGUGAAAGAAUCUCAGGCUUUCUUCGUCUUUAGUAUUUUCGUCCCAGAGGCCAUUGACGCCUACGUCAACUCAUCAAAGACGGUGCUGAAGCAGGGUGAGCCGCUGACAGUCAACUGUACCGUACAUGGAGCAGAACUAGUCUUUUUUUCUUGGGACGUCCCCAAUGGGGAGGCUGCUGAUGUGGAACCCCUAACAGAUGUCCUGUCAGCAAUGAGCAUGAGAUCCUGCCUCAUCUUUCCUCGUGCCACGCCGGCCCUCAGCGGAAACUAUGUGUGCCAUGUCCACGAGGGGGUCCAGGACCAGACGGCAUCUGCCAGUGUCAACAUCACAGUACUCGAACGAGGCUUUGUGAAAAUACAGCCGGCUGAGGAUAGCCACGUUUCGGCCCGGCUACAGGAGAACGUAGAGCUGAGGGUGGAAGUGGAAGCCUAUCCUGCCCCUCAGGUCAGCUGGAGCAAAGAUGGCACUGACAUCACAGGAGACAAAAUCAUCAUAAACAGACAAGAGCAGGAGAUCAGAUUUGUCAGCAUCCUCAUGUUGGUGCGAGUGAGGCCAGAACAGAAAGGCCUCUACACUGCCCGGGUCACCAAUGGAGAUGACACUAAGGAAGUGACUUUCGACCUGGAAGUCCAAGUUCCCUCUCAGAUUAAAAAUCUGACUGACCACCACCUUCCCGGGAAGCGGCACCUUGUGACCUGUGUAGCUGAGGGAGUCCCGACCCCGACCAUCCAGUGGUACAGCUGCGACAGCAUGCUCAAGUGCAAUAACAAGAGUACAAUAUGGCAACCGCUGGCACCGGAAGCAGACUUGUUGAGCAUCCAGACCAACGUCACUCACAGCAAGAGCCGUAAAACAAGUCAGGUGUGGAGUCAGCUGAUCUUCCACAAGCCGCAGCACGUCACUGUUCGCUGUGAGUCCAGCAACCAGUUGGGGACGGUGGACAGAAGAGAUGUCAAACUGGUGUCCAGCACGCUGUUCUCCCAGGUGGCAGUGUUGGCUGCAGUCCUGGCCUUGGUGGUCAUCAUCAUCCUAUCCAUAAUCAUCCUCAUUGCAGUGUGGAGGAAGAAACCUCGCUAUGAGAUCCGCUGGAAGGUCAUCGAGUCAGUAAGCCAGGACGGUCAUGAGUACAUUUAUGUGGACCCCAUCCAUUUGCCAUAUGACCUCACUUGGGAGAUGCCCAGAGACAACCUGGUGUUGGGCCGUACUCUUGGUUCGGGUGCUUUUGGCAGGGUGGUCGAAGCUACGGCGUAUGGUCUUGCUCAUUCCCAGUCCAGCACAAAAGUGGCCGUGAAAAUGCUGAAAUCAACAGCCAGAAGGAGUGAGACUCAAGCCCUGAUGUCAGAGUUGAAGAUUAUGAGUCACCUGGGUCCUCAUCUCAAUGUUGUCAAUUUACUGGGAGCCUGCACCAAACACGGUCCUCUAUACCUGGUGACUGAGUACUGUCGCUAUGGUGACUUGGUGGACUACCUGCACAGAAACAAACACACCUUCUUACAAUAUUAUGCUGAGAAGAACCAAGAUGACGGCUACUUGAUCUCGAGGGGAAGCAGUCCCCUCAGUCAAAGGAAAGGCUAUGUCUCAUUUGGAAGCGAAAGUGAUGGAGGUUACAUGGACAUGAGCAAAGAUGAGCCCUCCAUCUAUGUCCCAAUGCAAGAACAAAUGGAUUCCAUUAAAUACGCCGACAUUCAGCCAUCUCCGUACGAGUCGACCUAUCAGCAGGACCUCUACCAGGAACAAGUUGACAGCAGACUGGACCUGAUCAUCAGUAACUCGUCCACACUCACCUAUGACGACCUGCUGGGUUUCAGCUACCAAGUGGCGAAAGGCAUGGAGUUCCUGGCCUCCAAAAAUUGUGUUCAUCGUGACCUCGCUGCCAGGAAUGUGCUGAUCUGUGAGGGCAAACUAGUGAAGAUCUGUGACUUUGGGCUGGCAAGAGACAUCAUGCAUGACUCCAACUACAUCUCGAAAGGCAGUACUUUUCUGCCCCUCAAGUGGAUGGCACCAGAAAGUAUUUUCCACAAUCUGUACACAACCCUGAGCGAUGUGUGGUCUUACGGAAUUCUUCUUUGGGAAAUUUUCACACUGGGAGGAACUCCAUACCCGGACCUACCAAUGAAUGAGAUGUUCUACAGUGCUCUGAAGAGAGGCUAUAGAAUGGCCAAGCCUGCACACGCCUCUGAUGAAGUCUACGAGAUAAUGAAGAAGUGCUGGGACGAGAAGUUUGAGAAGAGACCCGAGUUCUCCUUUUUAGUUCACAGCAUGGGCAACAUGCUGACUGAAAGUUAUAAAAAGAAAUACAGCCAAGUCAAUGAAAAUUUUCUGAAGAGCGACCACCCGGCUGUCGCCCGCACUAAGCCCCGCCUCACCUCUCCUUUCGCGGGAGCAACCCCGACUUUCAGCACCCCCUCCUCAGUCGCCCUUUCCUUCAGUCCAGAGCAUCGCAGUCAGGGUUCAAGCCCGGUUAACUCUCAGGAUGUCAUCCCUUUGUACAACGACUACAUCAUACCCAUCCCGGACCCCAAGCCUGAGGACGUCUUCAAUGGCAUGGAGUCGGAAAGCCCUGCAAGCUCUGUGGCUCUGGAAGAGGAGACGGACUCAAUGUCGCAGGACACGGCAGAUACGCUUCCAGAAGAAGACCGGCUGGAGAGGACCAGCGAGAGAGACGCGCUACUGGGAUUCUCGGGGACGCCAGAGGUAGAGGACAGCUUUCUGUAGCCAUACUUAGGAAUCCUGGGAAAAAAGAAAAUCUGGGAACAUAAGAAAAACAUUUUAUAGGGGACUUUUUCCCCCAAUUACGAAACAGGCCAUAAAAAAGGGAACGUGACGAAAGUAGAAUGUAGCAUCAAGGAAAUUGAAAAGAGCUUUUUUUCUUCCACUAAGCACCCGAGACGCUUUGUCCUUCAUCUAUACAUAUUCUUUUUUUCUUUUUCAUGCUUAAUUCCUCUGAUAGUCCAUAAAAUCAUUCAUCUUCAUGAUUUUGUCAUUUUACUGUAAGAAUUCUUUGAUGACAGAGAUACGGUGCAUUCCUCUCAAUAUUCUUAUGGUACUGCAUGUAAUCAAUGAAUUAUUUAGGAAGUAUUAGCCUUAUGUCACUUUUUUCACUGUAAUUGUUAAAUGAGUGAAUAUUCAAAUGCACACAGAUGACAGAUAGCCAGGAAUUAUAGAAAUAAACAAACAUAACAUGUUAGAAAAUAUUGAGAAUACAGGUGUUGAAAUGUGGACUGAUUUUCUAUGCACUGUUUUGAUAAUAAUAAGUGGCUUUCGUUGAACAAGAUCAAAUGAUGUAAUUGUUUUGUCCUGAAUCUCAAUUUGUAUUCCUUUUCAUAUAUACCAGGGGUCAGCAACCCGCACAUCUUUGAUCUCUCUCUCUGAUGCAGCUCAGUUUUAAAAAUGCAACUCGAAUAUUUGGUUAAAACAUAUAGUGGUGCUUAGGAGAUUUAGCAUAGGAACAUAGCUUCCCUUUAGUAAGCAGAACAAGUCAGGCUCACGUUCUUUGAAUCUUUGUUAAUCGAACACUCACGCAGGUCAUGAAUUCACCAACUAUGGAAAGUCACGGUGCAACUCGGAAGGUGUUCGACAGUUAGGAUUCACGGAAGGGCGAGGAUCCCUCAGCAGACUCAAGCACGGUGUAGUGAUGAACAAAAUGUUUUUAUUUGCAUCCAAAACUAGGUAGUUGAGCUUUCUCAUCGGGGAAGUCAAGCUGGCGUGAGGCGAUGAAGCGCGGAAAGGUGGCAGGCUUAAAAUCCUACGAGAGGCACACAAAAACAGAACCUGAGGCAAGACCAACUAAGUCGAGAGCUGUUGAUCAGAAAACUCAAUAAGGAAUGCUAAAUACAGUGUUUCACAAAAGUGAGUACACCCCUCGCAUUUCUGCAAAUGUUUAUACGUAUAUCUUUUCAUGGGACAACAAGUACAAAA